AUGAGAAGAGGAAAUAUCUCUCCUGCUUUCUGGUUCCUGUGGCUGCUUCUCUUUGGACUUCUGGGACCCAGCUCUGAGAAUACCACAGCCUUCACAAAAGGCUCUGACACCACCACAGCCUCCAUCACAGGCUCUGAGACCACCAUGGCCUCCACCAUGGCCUCUACUACGGCCUUAACUACAGGCUCUAAGAUCACCACAGACUCUACCACAGGCUCUGAGACAACCUCAGCCUCCACCAUGGCUUCUACUGCAGCCUUCACCACAGGCUCUGAGACCAACACGGCCUCCACCACAGACUCAGGGACUACUAUAGCCUCCACUAGGACCUUCACCACAGGCUCUGACACAACCACAGCCUCCACUGCAGGCUCUGAAACUAUCGUGGCCUCCACCACAGUCUCUGGGACCACAACAACCUUUACUGUAGCCUCCACUACAGUCCCUGAGACUACCAUGGCCUCCAGCACAACCUCCACUGCAGGCUCUGAGAAAACGAUGGCCUCCUCCAUAAUUUCUGAGACCACCAUGGCCUCCACCACAGGCUCUGAGACUGCCACAGUCUCUACCACAGGCUCUGAGACCACCACCACCUCCACUGCAAGCUCUGAGGCCACUAAAGUCUCUACCACAGGCUCUGAAACCACCACAGCAUCUACUGCAGGUUCUGAGACCACCACUACCUCCACCUCCACGGCAGGCUCUGAGGCCACCACAACCUCAACUGCAGACUCCAAGGUGAUCACAGCAUCCAGCAAGAGCUCUGAGACCACUGUGGCCCCCACUGCAGGCUCUAACACCACCACAGCCUCUACCACAGGCUCUGAGACCACAACAAUCCUGAUUAAAGCCUCUGAGACCACCACAGCCUCUACAGCAGGUUCUGAGACCACCACCCCCUCCCCCACAGGCUCUCAGACCACCAUAGUCUCUAUUUCAGGCUCUGAGAUCACCACCACCUCCAUGGCAGGAUCCGAGACCACCACAGUCUCUAGUGCAGGCUCUGGGACCACCACAGCUUCUACGGCAGGCUCUGAGACCACCAUCUCCACUGCAGGCUCUGAGACCACUACAGUCUCUAUCACAGGCACUGAGACCACCAUGGUCUCCGCCAUGGGCUCAGAGACCACCACAAACUCUACUACAAGCUCUGAGACCACUGUCACCUCUACUGCAGGCUCUGAGACCACCACAGUCUCCACCAUGGGCUCUGAGACCACCACAGCCUCUACUGCAGAUUCUGAGACCACUGCAGCCUCUACCACAGGCUCUGAGAUGACCACAGUCUUCACUGCAGGCUCGGAAACCAUCACACCCUCUACUGCAGGCUCAGAGACCAUCACAGUCUCUACUGCAGGCUCUGAGACCACUACAGUCUCCACCACAGGCUCUGAGACCACAACAGCCUCUACUGCACAUUCUGAGACCACUGCAGCCUCCACCAUGGGCUCUGAGACCACCAAAGUCUCAACUGCAGGCUCUGAGACCACAGUCUCCACUGCAGGCUCUGAGACCACUGCAGCCUCUACUGAAGAUUCUGAAACCAACACAGCAUUUACUGAAGAUUCUGAGACUACCACAGCCUCUACUACAGGGUUUGAGACAACCGCAGCCUCUACUACAGGCUCUGAGCCUACCAUGGCAUCCACCAUGGGCUCUGAGACCACUAUGGCCUCUACCAUAGGCCCUGAGACCACGAAGGUCUCCACUGCAAGCUCUGAGGUGACCACAGUCUUUGCUGCAGGCUCUGAGACAAUCAGAGCCUCUACCAUAGGCUCUGAGACCACCACAGUCUCUACCACAGGCUCUGAGACCACCACAGCCUCCACCAUGGGCUCUGAGACCAGCACAGAUUCUACCACAGGCUCUGAGACCACCACAGCCUCUACUGAAGGCUCUGAGACCACCACAGCUUCCACUGCAGGCUCUGAGGCCACCACAGUCUCUACUGAAGGCUCUGAGGCCACUACAGUCUCCACCACAGGCUCUGAGACCACUACAGUUUCUACCACAGACUCAGAGACCACCACCACCUGUACUGAAGGCUCUGAGAUGACUGCAGUCUCCACCACAGUCUUUGAGACCACCACAGCCUCUACUGAAGGCUCUGAGACCACAAUAGCCUCUACUUCAGACUCUGAGACCACCACAGCUUCUACUGAAGGUUCUGAGACCACUACAGUCACUACCGCAGGCUCUGAGACCAAAACAGCCUAUACUACAGGCUCUGAGACCACCACAGCCUCUACUACAGGCUUGGAGACCACCACAGUCUUUACCAUAGGCUCUGACACCACCACAGCCUCUACUGAAGGCUCUGAGACCACUGCAGUCUCUGCCACAGGCUCUGAGACCACCACAGUCUCUACUGAAGGCUCUGAGAACACUACAGUCUCCACCACAGGCUCUGAGACCACUACAGUUUCCACCACAGGCUUGGAGACCACCACCACUUCCACUGGAGGCUCUGAGAUGACUACAGCCUCCACCACAGGCGCUGAGACCACCACAGACUCUACUGAAGGCUCUGGGACCACCACAGCCUCCACUGCAGGCUCUGAGACCACCACAGUCUCUACUGCAGAUUCUGAGAACACCACAACAUCUACUGCAGAUUCUGAGACCACCUCAGCCUCUACUACAGGCUCUGAGACCACCACAGCCUCUACUACAAGCUCUGAGACCACCACAGCCUCUACUGAAGGCUCUGAGACCACUACAGUCUCCACCACAGACUCUGAGACCACCAUGGUCUCUACCACAGGCUCUGAGACUACCAUCACCUCUACUGAAGGCUCUGAGACCACUACAGUAUCUGCCACAGGCUCUGAGACCACCACAGUCUCUACUGAAGGCUCUGGGACCACUACAGUCUCCAUCACAGGCUCUGAGACCACUAAAGUUUCUACCACAGGUUCAGAGACCACCACCACUUCUACUGAAGGCUCUGAGAUUACUACAGCCUCCAUCACAGGCUCUGAGACCACCACAGACUCUACUGAAGGCUCCGAGACCACUUCAGCCUCUACUACAGGCUCUGAGACCACCUCAGCCUCUACUACAGGCUCCGAGACCACCUCAGCCUCUACUACAAGCUCUGAGACCACCAUGGCAUCCACCAUGGGCUCUGAGACCACUAUGGCCUCUACCAUAGGCUCUGAGACCACCAAGGUCUCCACUGCAAGCUCUAAAAUGACCACAGUCUUCAUUGAAAACUCUGAGACCACCGUAGCCUCUACCACAGCCUCUGAGACCACCACAGUCUCCACUGCAGGCUCUGAGACCAUCCCAGCCUCUACAGCAGGCUCUGAGACCACCAUCACCACCUCUACUGAAAGCUCUGAGACCACUACAGCCUCUAUUGAAGGCUCUGAGACCACCACAGCCUCUACUGAAAGCUCCGAGACCACUACAGUCACUACCACAGGCUCUGAGACCACCACGGCCUCUACUGAAGGCUCUGAGACCACCACAGCCUCUACUGAAGGCUCUGAGACCACCACAGUCACUACCACAGGCUCUGAGACCACCACCGCCUCUACUGAAGGCUCUGAGACCACUACAGCCUCUACUGAAGGCUCUGAGACCACCACAGCCUCUACUGAAAGCUCUGAGACCACUACAGUCACUACCACAGGCUCUGAGACCACCACAGUCUCUGCUGAGGGCUCUGAGACCACUACAGUCACUACUACAGGCUCUGAGACCACCACGGCCUCUACUGCAGGCUCGGAGACCACCACAGUCUCUACUUCAGGCUCUGAGACCACCACAGCCUCUACUGAAGGCUCUGAGACCACUACAGUCUCCUCCACAGGCUCUGAGACCACCACAGUCUCUACCACAGGCACUGAGACUACCAUCACCUCUACUGAAGGUUCUGAGACCACUACAGUCACUACCGCAGGUUCUGAGACCACAUUAGUCUAUACCACAGGCUCUGAGACUACCACCACCUCUACUGAAGGCUCUGAGACCACCACAGUCUCUACCACGGGCUCUGAGACCACCACAGCCUCUACCACAGAUUUGGAGACCACCACAGUCUCCACCUCAGGCUCUGGGACCACCACAGCCUCUACUGCAGGCUCUGAGACCACAACAGUCUAUACCACAGGCUCUAAGUCUACCACCGCCUCUACUGAAGGCUCUGAGGCCACUACAGUUUCUUCCACAGGCUCUGAGACCACCACAGCCUCUACCACAGGCUCUGAGAUGACUACAGUCUCUACCACAGUCUCUGAGACCACCACAGUCUCUACCAUAGGCUCUGAGGCCACCACAUCCUCUGCUGCAGGCUCUGAGGCCACCACCACCUCUACUGAAGGCUCUGAGACCACCACAGCCUCCACUGCAGGCUCUGAGACCACCACAGCCUCCACUUCAGGCUCUGAGACCAACACAGCCUGUACCACAGGUUCUGAGACCUCCACACCCUCCAGUGCAGGCUCUGAGACCAACACUGCCUUCAUCAUAGGCUCUGAGACCUCCAUAGCUUCCACUGCAAGCUUGGAGCCCACUGCAACUUCCCUCACAGGCUCUGAGACCACCACAGUCUCUAUCACAGCUUCUGGGGCCACUGCAGCCUCCACCACUGUCUCUUCCACCACUUUUGUACCCACCAAGGCCACUGACGUUUCUAUCCAGCCCAUCACCAACAAACCUAUGUCAGGCACCAGAACCACUGGAACCAGACCCACUGCCUCCAGCUCUGUCACCAUGGCCCCUGGAAUGGACUUCAAGGCCUCUGCUGCCAGCCAUACUGUGCCGGGAAUAGUCUUAAACACCUCUGGCCUGGGUACAUCCACUAUGGGAGCAUCAUCUACCACCUCAGCCCACGGCGUCAGGACCACCACAGGAUCCACCCGUGAGCCAACCAGCAGCACCUUCCAGGAAACAGGCCCGGUGUCCAUGGGCACAAACACAGUUAGCAUGAGCCACACACCCACAAACGUGAUCAAACCAAGUGGAUAUUUACAGCCCUGGGCUAUCAUCCUCAUUUCCCUGGCUGCAGUUGUGGCUGCUGUUGGAUUGUCAGUAGGACUGAGUUUUUGUCUGAGAGACCUUUUCUUCCCCCUGAGAUAUUGUGGUAUUUAUUACCCCCAUGGCCACAGCCACAGCCUUGGUCUGGACCUGGACUUGGGCCUGGGCUCUGGGACAUUCCACAGCCUGGGAAAUGCACUGGUUCAUGGAGGAGAACUUGAAAUGGGACAUGGAGGAACACAUGGCUUUGGAUCUAGAGUGGGCCAUGGACUGAGCCACAUCCAUAGAGAUGGCUACGGAGUGAAUCAUGGCGGGCAUUAUGGACAUGGAGGAGGCCACUGAAGACACCGUGGAGUGGAUCACAGAGGAAGCCACCAAGGAGGCCACGGCAGGACAAGAUGGCUGUGGCCAUAGAUUGGGUAUCAAAACAUAUUAUGGGUGGGAGGGGGUCACGGAGGAGAAAAAAAUAAUGAUCAUGAAAUAAUUAAAGUGGAGCAUAGGAAGGUUCCCAGGAUGUGAUCCAUGGAGAUGGACAUGGACUAGGUCAAGAAAAGAACCAGCGAAAGGACCACAGAGACUUUGACUGGCUUGGAGGGGACUUCAAGUCAAAGCUUCUGUGAGUUUUUCCUGAGUCUCAGCCUCUGUUGUGGGGAGUCACGACAACCACCCUCAGGACAUCUUCUCUCCCAUUUCCCACCACAUCAGGGUCAACGUUUCUCAUCCCUGUGUUUCCUCAU
Pan troglodytes (chimpanzee) is the source of this 5720-nucleotide messenger RNA. It is a transcript of the gene MUC22, whose product is annotated as mucin 22. The coding region runs from base 1 to 5325 and encodes 1774 amino acids. NCBI's taxonomy places the organism in Eukaryota, Metazoa, Chordata, Mammalia, Primates, Hominidae. The transcript is spliced from 6 exons. The record is from RefSeq and is a predicted model, not a curated record.